AUGUCGACGGCUCAAGACCAAGAGACUUGCACAGAUUGUGAACCACCUUCAUCAUCCACCCACACUCAACCGGCCAGCACGUCCACGAUGGCUCAUUCGCCCCAACUACCCCAGCCAGUAGGGAUAGGCAAAGAGUCGUUCGAACCUCCCGUUCCUGUCGAUCCUCCCUCAAAGGCUGGACAUGCUACCGAAUAUACAUAUAGGGGACCACCUACUCCUCAACUUGAACAGCCAAAAAAGAUCGAACAACCUGAGAAUGUGGAGAGAGAAAAGGGAGAUUUGACUCCUCCCUCCACUAAUUCCCAUCAGCAGAAUUCUACUACCAAUACCGAUAGCAACACGACGACGGUAUUCCAGGCUCCGGAUUUGAAAGAGGUCAAACCUAGUGUGAUCAUUGAAUUUUGUGAUAGAUGUAGAUGGGCACCAAGAGCAACAUGGAUCCAAACCGAAUUAUUCUUAACAUUCCCCAACCCCCUCCUGCGAUCCAUCACACUCAUACCGCUCAACGCACCUGAAACAGGAGGUAGGUUCAGAGUAUGGUUGGAUGGUGGAGACGGUAUGGGAGAUCAGCUAGUAUGGGAUAGGAAGACCGAAGGUGGUUUCCCAGAAUUGAAAGUCCUCAAACAGAGAAUCAGGAAUAUCAUCCAACCUGAUUUGAGUCUCGGUCAUUCCGAUGCACAUGGUAAAGAACAAGAGAAAGAGUCGAAACAAGAGACUGGAUUGGGUAAUUGGAGUAUUCACUAA
This is a messenger RNA of Kwoniella mangroviensis CBS 8507, 744 nucleotides long. RefSeq lists its product as uncharacterized. The record is from RefSeq and is a predicted model, not a curated record. The transcript has 3 exons. The coding region runs from base 1 to 744 and encodes 247 amino acids. Lineage: Eukaryota; Fungi; Basidiomycota; Tremellomycetes; Tremellales; Cryptococcaceae.